Chelonia mydas (Green sea turtle) is the source of this 2938-nucleotide messenger RNA. RefSeq names its product neurotrimin (gene NTM). The record is from RefSeq and is a predicted model, not a curated record. NCBI's taxonomy places the organism in Eukaryota, Metazoa, Chordata, Testudines, Cheloniidae. Bases 383 to 1450 code for a protein of 355 amino acids. The transcript is spliced from 9 exons. Gene Ontology annotation, cellular component: neuron projection.
GGCCGCCGGGGGAGCCGGUCCCCGACGCCCCGGGGAUGGGAGCCGAGAGCCCGUGCUGGGGGCAGGGACUCGCCGGGGCAGCGUGAGAUUCCGGACUGUUGGCGGGAGGAGCCGGCUGGUGAAGCCCGACGCGCCGCUCCCCCCCCACCCUGCACCUCGGGGCUCCCUUCCUCCUCCUCCUCCCGCGCCCCAGGAUCGCCGGGGGCUCCCUGCGGAUGCUCGGCGCUCUGCGGCUGGAUUGCCAGGGGCUCUGCUAGUCUCCGAGGAGCUCCGUGGCUGCCCCGCGCUCCCACCCUGAUUGCUUCUCCCCCCCCCCCAGUGCUCCCCCGUUUCUCCUCGCCGGGGGUGUUUCUGGCCUUUUGGAAAGUCCCUGCUGCCCAGGAUGGGGGUCGGCGGGUGCUUAGUCGUGCCCUGGAGGUGCCUCGUCGUCCUCUGUCUCAGGCUGCUCUUCCUUGUGCCCGCAGGAGUGCCCGUGCGCAGCGGGGAUGCCACCUUCCCCAAAGCUAUGGACAACGUGACCGUCAGGCAAGGGGAGAGCGCCACCCUCAGGUGCUCCGUGGAUAACAGAGUCACUCGAGUGGCCUGGCUGAAUCGCAGCAGCAUCCUCUAUGCCGGCAACGACAAGUGGUGUUUGGACCCCCGGGUGGUGCUCCUGUCCAACACCAAAACCCAGUACAGCAUCCAGAUCCAGGACGUGGACGUGUACGACGAGGGGCCCUACACCUGCUCCGUGCAGACAGACAAUCACCCCAAAACGUCACGGGUGCAUCUCAUCGUGCAAGUGUCUCCCAAAAUUGUUGAGAUCUCUUCCGAUAUCUCCGUCAACGAAGGCGGCAACAUCAGCCUCACCUGCAUAGCCACAGGCAGACCAGAUCCUACAAUCACCUGGAGGCACAUCUCCCCCAAAGCUGUGGGUUUCGUGAGCGAAGACGAGUACCUGGAGAUCACGGGGAUCACCAAGGAGCAAUCUGGCGAGUACGAGUGUAGCGCAUCCAACGACGUGGCGGCUCCCGUCGUCCGGAGAGUGAAAGUCACCGUGAACUACCCGCCGUACAUCUCGGACGCCAAGAGCACCGGGGUGCCCGUGGGGCAGAAGGGCAUUCUUCAGUGCGAAGCCUCCGCCGUCCCCGCCGCAGAAUUCCAGUGGUACAAAGACGACAAAAGGCUGGUAGAAGGACAGAAAGGGGUGAAAGUUGAAAGCAAAGCCUUCUUCUCCAGACUGACCUUCUUCAACGUCUCCGAGCAGGAUUACGGGAACUACACCUGCGUGGCCUCCAACAAGCUAGGAAAUACCAACGUCAGCAUCAUCCUGUACGAAGAGACAACUACAGCCCUGACACCCUGGAAAGGCCCUGGAGCAGUGCAUGAUGGGAACAACGGCACGUCAAGAAGAGCUGUCUGCAUUGGGCUGCUUCCCCUCCUGCUGUUGCAUCUGCUCCUCAAGUUUUGACCCAAGUGCGGAUUCUGCGGAGUAGCGACAACCACAGCAACAAGAAGAAGAAAAAUGUGCCGGUACCAAGGACCAACCAGUACAUUUGGCUGAACGGCUCCCCCCGCGCCCCCCCACCACAUCCCCCAUUCCAAGGCAGCUGGCUCGGUUAUUUCUUUCCGCUCAACUCUCCCACACGGAUGAUUACGGAGUCGGCCGCUCCAGCACAUGCAUAUACAGACGCACAAGCCCUUUUCUUUUUUUUUUGAGAUUUUCCCUCCUUUUCAUGGACUGUGCUGCCAUUCGUGUUAGUAUGAAACAAACAAGCAAAAAUUGACGCCGCCAAGACACAUGAAAAGGAACAAAGCAAACCGGUUGUUAAACAUUUCUUCAUUCUGCUACACACGGACAUCAUGGAGAAUGAGGGAUCUGAUUCAUUCUUAAUUUUAUUAAUUAUAUUUUCUGAUAUGAGCCUAGAACUGUUAGUUCAUAAAAAACAACAAAACAAAACAAAAACAAAAAAAGAGAAGUAUGUUAAUGAAGCAUUAAAAACAAAGCAAGCAAAUAGUGUUCUUCUUAACUAGGUGUGCAAGAGGUGGAAUCUCAGCUUGUCUUAGGGGUUUUGCAAAAUUGGUGUGAAGAGUCAACAAGUCCUGGGGGGGGGGGGUGGUUUUACAAAAAAUUCCUCCACCAGCGUUAUUGAAACUUCAUCCAUCUCUCUGGUGUUUAACGCAGAAGAUACUAUGCUAUAUACAUACUGUUUUGGAAACGGAAAAGGUGUGCUCACUGUAGGUUGAGUUGGAUGGAUAUGCUUAUUCUUUUUAUGGGAUAUAUACAUAUAUAUAUAUAUACACACAUAUAUAUAUUAUUUUUUUUGUUAGCGUUCUAGCCACAUUAUUUCUCAGCAGGGUCCUUCUUCUGCCAUUCCUGCAUGCUGUAUAUGGACUUAGCUGUGUAUUGGUCUUCUUCUAAGAGAUGAUAGAGUCUAUUGAUGAUUGUGUAAUCAAUUCCUGCCUAUUAUUUUGUCCCCUCCUUCCCUUGGGUUAUUUACAUGUUGGAGACACUUAUUAAAAAACAACAACCAACCAACCAAACAUAAAAGGAAAAGUGGAAGCUGCAGCGUCUCUUUGCAGGUUUGGCUAUUCCAAGGGGAAACCAUGUAUAACAACAAGUAUUCGUCAUUCCUCCUUUUCUACACAGCCUGGGGCGUUAACACAACAACACCGCAAACUAAAAAAGUCAACAGAAAAGAAACAAAAACUCGUCACCCACCUUUGAUUUGGCCAUCGGCUGGUUGUAUGACACGUGUGUGGCUAUGGGAGAAAUUAACUUGCUUUAUUAUUUCGUUUCCUUCUUGGUGGACAAAACUGAAGAAACGUGCUUCACAUCGAGGUUCUGGGAUAGCCCUAUGGCCGGAGGCCCUCCGGUGUCCUUGACUUGUUUGGGAGGGACGAGAGGGGGAGGUUGUGUCUGACUAUACAUUAAAAAAAUGUUCCGUGUUGCCGUUCA